Messenger RNA from Melampsora larici-populina 98AG31, 339 nucleotides. RefSeq lists its product as uncharacterized. The coding region runs from base 1 to 339 and encodes 112 amino acids. Lineage: Eukaryota; Fungi; Basidiomycota; Pucciniomycetes; Pucciniales; Melampsoraceae. Gene Ontology annotation, biological process: rRNA processing. The record is from RefSeq and is a predicted model, not a curated record. Gene Ontology annotation, molecular function: peptidyl-prolyl cis-trans isomerase activity; DNA binding. The transcript is spliced from 4 exons.
AUGGCCCCUUCGUCAAAGCAGACUGGAGGAUCAAAGAAGAAGGAUGCUGGAUCAGAGGGUACCAAGUUGAAGCCAGCCAAUAGUCUCAAAGUCCGCCAUAUUUUGUGCUCAAAACAAUCUACAGCCCUAGAAGCGAUCGCGCGCCUGAAGGCUGGCGUUGGGUUCGACAAAGUGGCCGCAGAGCUGAGCGAAGAUAAAGCUCGAAAUGGUGGCUCUUUGGGCUGGAUGACUCGUGGUUCCAUGGUUGGUCCGUUUCAGGAAGCAGCUUUUCUCUUGACUCCAUCCACGGUUGCCUCGCCUACCUAUACCGAUCCACCGGUAAAGACAAACUUUGGGUAA